CAAGUAUGGUUACAGUUUUAGUUACACGUCCAGUUUCACCUAGCUUUAGGUGCUUCACAAAAGAAUUAUUGCUUGAUGUGCAAUUUGUUUGGUUUAAACCUCUAGCCAUUUUAACUUCCUUCUAGAGCUCUACACAGGUUGUGGAUAGAAAUGGAGAGCUCAGUGCAGUCCCUGGCAGCGUGGGGCAGAAGGGCACCAUCUCACUCUAUCACAGGCAUAAUGAUCACAGAUGAUCAACAGACCAUUGUAACUGGAAGCCAAGAGGGUCAGCUUUGUCUGUGGAGUCUUUCCAGUGAUUUAAAGAUCUCACCAAGAGCCCUUCUGUUUGGUCACACUGCCUCUAUUACUUGUGUGGCAAAAGCAAGAGACUUUGAGAAGAAACCAUAUGUGGUCAGUGCCGCCAGCAAUGGGGAGAUGAGCCUUUGGAAUGUCAGAAGUGGGCAGUGUGUGGAGAACACAAAGAUGACCUUUACUCAUACCUCUAUCUGUUAUUACUACUCUUCAUUCCGCAUGGAGGAAGAUGGAUGGCUCCUGUGCAUCGGAGAGUAUCAGGAUGUUCUGGUCAUUGAUGCUCGGGUGCUGGAAGUGCUUCAUACAUUUAUCUCUUCUGAGUCUCCUGACUGGAUCAGCUCAAUGUGUAUUGUCCACUCACCUCGGAUCCAAGAGGACUCUUUAGUGGUUGUAUCAGUUACUGGAGUUUUGAAAGUCUGGAACUUAUCCUCUUCCGUAAAGAGUGUGCAGGAAAAGCAGCUUAUCUUUGAAACAGAAUCCAAGAGUCUCCAGUGCUUAAUGUGUCAAACUAUCCGCUUUUGCAAGUACACAGAACGAUUGCUGUUGGUAGUAUGUUCAGAUUCCUGGAAGGUGUACGACUAUUGUGAUUUCUCCUUGCUGUGCAUGGAAUUGAGUAAAACUGGACAGGGCUUUACUGGUGGGGAACUGCUGCCAGCUAACAGACUCCUAGUCUGGACAGAGGAUGGACACAGUUACAUCUACCAGCUGUCUGACAGGGGUCUUUUAAAACAUGUUAUCUAUCCCCCCUGUGAAAGUUCAGCCAGUGAGACGGUUUCACCACGUAUGCUGUGCUGCACUUCAGAUUGCAAGAUUUCCCAUCCUGUACUGGGCUUUAUAAGCGAAAGAAAGGAACCUUUCUAUAAAAUUCUAUUCUCUGGUGAUGAAUCUGGAAGAAUAACCUUAUGGCACAUCCCUGAUGUCCCCAUUGUAAAUUCUGAUGGAUCCCCAAAAGAAAUUCAAGUGGCCGUAACCUGCAGUCUGGCUGAGUCUUUUAAACAACACGUGUCUGAAGAGAUCGUCGGCCCUCUCAGUUGUCCUGGGGAUGAGUCCCCAGCCAUCACUGUCAGUGUUUAUAUCCCUAACAACGAUCAACUGGUGUGUGGAUGCGAAGAUGGAAAAAUAAUAGUAAUGGCAGCUUUACGUGUAGCCAGAGCAAAGCUGCUUGAGGACCGCUCUCAAUUAAGAGACUGGCUCUCUCACAAGACUGUCCAAGGCCACAGUGGAAGAGUUACUUGUCUGCUUUACCCGUACAAUAAAUCUGUGAGCUUCAAUCCAAGCUGGCUGGUCUCAGGUGGUCAAGACUCGUGUGUAGUCUGGUGGGAUGUGUUUACAGGAGAGAUUUUGCACAAAUUUACACUACAAGCUGGUCCGGUGGUGAACCUUUCAGUACCUCCGGAAGAAUGUAUACCCAAAGUACACCAGAGUGUUUGCUGUUUAGCAAGUGACCAGUCAAUAGCACUCCUAAAUCUCCAGGAGCGAGCCUGUAUCAUCCAUGCCAGGAAACAUCUGUUCUCUGUGAAGAUCAUUAAAUGGCGACCUGUUGAAGACUUCCUCGUGGUUGGCUGUGAAGAUGGGUCAGUGUAUGUCUGGGAGAUCGAGUCAGGUGCUCUUGAACGACAUGAAACAGGAGACACAGCUAAAGCAAUCCUCAGCUCCUGUGAUGAUUCCCAGGCUGUGCUAAUUGAUAGAUGGGUUCCCAUACCUGCAGGAGCAAGGCCUAACCAUCUGUAUCAGAGAAAUCAUCUGCAUUGCAAAGCAACCAGCUCUUUCAAACAUAACACUCUAGCAGCUACCAAUAUACAGGCUGACAGAACUCAGGAAAAGGUUCCGAUUCCAGAGCUCAUUUUGAGCCCUUUCACAGUGUUGCAAUUGAAAGCCACCUCAGUAGACAAUGGUUUUCAUGUCCUAACAUUCGACGUGGAGGGACUUUUGGAACAGCUACACCCCAGCCCAGAGGAAAGGUCAGAUCUGCUGAGCUCCUAUGACAGCUCUGAAGCCCUAAGAAGAGUGGCAAGCUUUGAUAGAAAGCAAUCUAGACUGAAAAGGAACAAAACGUCGGUGUCCCUUCAUCAAGUAAAUGAGUUUGUACGAGAACGCCUAUUCCAAAGUGAGAACAACAUUUACAGUGCUGCUGAUGAAGGAAUUGGCAUGCUAAGGCGAAAAAAAAAAAACUCUAGAAGGAGCCAAAAACAGGAUCUGGGAAAAUUGGAUAUCAAUAGAACUGAAGAUACAGCAAGACUUCUAUUGUCCUGCCUCUUCCCAUGGGGUACAGAUGGAGAACUUGAUGACCUCUGUACGAAUAAUCUUGGUAUCUUCACACCUCAAGCUCCAGUGUCUUUUGGUCUACAAUCAAAGAAUGGUCACAUGUCACUGAUACUGCCAGGAUGGCAUCCACAGAAAAUGAGUGGCACGAGUGAGAAUGGGCCUUAUAAUUUAAUUUCAAACAAAGUAAUGCAGCUGGCGAAACAGUACACAAACAGCAGUGCUGCAGAAACUUCAUUUCUAGAAAAGGCUGAGGAUAAGAAGGAGGGGGACUUUGGAUUGGAAAUUACUUCCUAUCUGUUGUCCAUUGUUUUAGUAGUCAGCAGUCUUAUGAGAUUGCCUUUGCAGACAGAUGAGUCUAUCGAACAUGACAGACACGAGGAGAAUGGCUCUCACCUUUAUAAAAGGAGAGCCAAGGAUGCUGUCCGGUAUCCUCUUAGAGAAACAGAAUCUCUGAAAAAACUGAUCACCAGUUGGCAACAACAGUCAGUUGAGGUUCUUGAGGCAGUACAAGCUGUGCUGUUGGUAGAGGUUCAGAGGAUUAUAAAGACCUUGAGAAAGACAUCAAUCAGCAGUCAAGCAGUGACCGUGGCAGAGAAUAGAAAUGGUGAGACUCAGACAUUGCCAAAGAUUGGGGGCACGGAACUGCUGGAGUCACAACAAAGUACUGCCCCACUGAGUACCAUUGAAGAAAGCAGCAUCUUGCAGCUAUCAGAGAAGGCCCCUCACAGCGAGGCACCUGCUGAAACUGUGGAUGUGCCAAAAUGUGUGGAGCACACCGGCAAUCCCCCAGACCCUCAUCAGAACAUCACAGCUACCUGUAUCCAGCAGCAGUGUUUGAAGCAAAGAGCACGGAAGGCUAACAUAACAGGAGGCCUGAAAGAAGUUCAGUUUGACUGCUGUAAGCUGUGCUGAUGGAACCCAUCCGAUUCCAUGAAGGUCGUCACUCAUUAUUGCAGGCUGGAUCCAUAUAUUUAUAAUCAUGUGGGUAGAUUCAGGCCAGCAGUGUGGAGUAGUGGUUAGGGCUCUGGACUCUUGACCAGAGGGUUGUGGGUUCAAUCCCCAGUGGGGGACACUGCUGUUGUACCCUUGAGCAAGGUACUUUACCUAGAUUGCUCCAGUAAAAAUCCAACUGUUUAAAUGGAUAAUUGUAUGUAAAAAUAAUGUGAUAUGUGAAAUAAUGUAUAAUGUGAUAUCUUGUAACAAUUGUAA
Acipenser ruthenus (sterlet) is the source of this 3765-nucleotide messenger RNA. Its product is annotated as WD repeat-containing protein 72-like. Gene Ontology annotation, cellular component: cytoplasm. Bases 151 to 3468 code for a protein of 1105 amino acids. Gene Ontology annotation, biological process: protein localization to plasma membrane. The record is from RefSeq and is a predicted model, not a curated record. Gene Ontology annotation, molecular function: protein binding. The transcript has 20 exons. NCBI's taxonomy places the organism in Eukaryota, Metazoa, Chordata, Actinopteri, Acipenseriformes, Acipenseridae.